AUGUCCACGAAGGCUGAUUUGCUUCGAGCUCGAUUCUCUUCAGCACAGGUCCUCAGUGUGACCAAAGGAACCCCUAUCAAGGCGUACCUCCUGCCUAGCACUGAUGCUCACCAGAGCGAAUAUUUGGCUGACCAUGAUUUUCGCGUGAAAUUCCUUACUGGUUUCACUGGCUCGAAUGCUUAUGUGGCUGUGACAAACGACAAAGCAGUGCUAUGGACGGAUGGACGGUAUUUUAUUCAGGUGAAUUGUUUAGCGAGGCAGGCGGAGAUGGUGCACUACAAGGGCGAGUACUCGUUUCUGUCUGUGCCAUCUGUAGUAUCGGCUUUUGCGAACACCAGCGUAAUUUUACGGAACUUUUUUCGAAAGAGUAGUAGUGCCACUUUCGUCUGGGGGGGAAUGGACAAACCUGACUUGAACGCGAACUGUGCGCUCAACUCCUAG
This is a messenger RNA of Cooperia oncophora, 441 nucleotides long. The record is from the annotation of a GenBank genome assembly. NCBI's taxonomy places the organism in Eukaryota, Metazoa, Nematoda, Chromadorea, Rhabditida, Trichostrongylidae.